Messenger RNA from Astyanax mexicanus (Mexican tetra), 7933 nucleotides. RefSeq lists its product as uncharacterized. The transcript is spliced from 2 exons. Gene Ontology annotation, cellular component: nucleoplasm. Lineage: Eukaryota; Metazoa; Chordata; Actinopteri; Characiformes; Acestrorhamphidae. The record is from RefSeq and is a predicted model, not a curated record. The coding region runs from base 305 to 7591 and encodes 2428 amino acids.
CAGGCUGCUGGGCUGGGAGUAGCUACUUCAGCUGGGGGGCAUGCUGUAGCUGUAUGGAGCUUGCCGAGAGGGGCUGGACCUAUCUCAGUGCAGGGUGGCCUAAGUGGAUGAAGGAUCGCUGCAGUGUUCACAGGAACGCAGACCCCCCUGUCGGAGCCUCAUCACCAGCCCGAGGUCUGAAAACCUCCCACCUCUUUUGAAUGGCCUCGCAACUGCAUAGCAACUGCAUUCCCAAAACACAAGGCAGCCAACCACUGCAAGCAAGUACAAGUAAGGAACAGUGUUCUGCGUGCGGAGCCAAGUAAUGGAAAGCUGGGUUCUAGAGGGAGACAGUUACUCAUUCCUCCGCAGCGCCCCACGCAACUUCAACCUACGGCAACGAGAGGGGCCCAAUCGCGUGGAGAUAUUUGACAUCACUAGCAUCCCCAGUUCACGUAGCGAAAUUUCGGAAACCACCUGCCUCUGUGACAUUUUCGGAGAUGACUGUGAGUCUCCGUCUCUUUCCAGCAGUCCAGCCUCAACAUCAUUUCUGAAAAAAGAAGUGGAAACACACUUACCGGUAGAAGAUGUCAACGAUUCAUCAGGGUCGUACCAUACUGCACAUAGCUCAGAGCAAUUGAGUGACACAAGUGAUUCAUUUGAGGAUUCACGAGACAGCCUUAAGCAAGCAACAAAGGAAUCACUUUUACCUAAAACUAGGGAAUCAAUCCCAGCACCAACGGAUUUAAACUCUCUGAACAAUAAAACUGUGGAUACCUAUGAAAAUCACUCAACUUUACCUUCGCCUUCAAACAAAGUAGAUGAUGGUAAUUUGUCACAAACAGAAAGUCAAAAUGAACCUAUUUUGGCUCAAAACAUAGAUGAAUCUGCCCAAUGUCUGGCAUUGUUGACAUCUGACGUUAGAGACAAUACCAACAAUUGUAGAGUAACUGAUUCGUCAGAGACAUCAGAGACAAUUACUCCUGAACUUAAUCCCCUUAAUUCAUCCGAUAUCAAGGCUAUCUAUACAGAGCAAACCGAGAUUUCAUCAUCUGAUUGCGAGGACUUUAGUACUCCACCAAUACCCCACCAGCCAGAAAGUCCAAUUUUGGAAAACCAAGAUCACCCACUCACGUAUGGGCCUCUUGAUAAGUUUUCCCAAGAGAUAAAAGAAAUAACUCCAUAUUCAGAAGCUUCUGCUGAGGAGGACAAUGUCUUCACCAACCCUGAAGAAAAUGAAUCAAAUAUCUCUUCACUUGAUACUAGAGGUAGUUGCAUUUCGACCAUAAAAGAUGUUCCAGAAGUUCAAGAAGAAGGACAAAGUAAUGAAACUGGUCUUACUAACUUAGACAGACUCGAAAACAGUGACUUGACUCCGGUCGAGAUUUGUCCUUUAACACCUGAUUCAUCAAGCCCUUCAAUGAGGGCUUUAACACCUGAUACUUCUUUAACACCUCCGCUCGCACAAAUGGAUACAAAUUUUGACUCUAAAUUUGAUGCUACACUUGAGAAAAAUGAUUUAGCAAUCUCCUCACCUGAAACCAUUAACCGUCAUCAGUCAGCUCCACUAACUGAUGAUAAAGCACCAGAAGCACUGCAAGAGCAACCUUCACAAACUCCUUCAACUCCUGCUGCUGAGGAUGACACAGAAAUAAAUGUGUCAUCAUUUGAGUAUCAGCGUCCAAUGGUUUCUCCUGAAGCACUGGAGAUGGUAGUCUCACCUGAUCCCAGAAGAUUGUCCUUCAUCUCUGACACAACAGAAAGUCUUGCAUCACCUGAGGUUAGUGAGUUUCGCUCAUUCUCAGGAUGCUCCUCAAUGGCUGCUCAUUCCACAGAACCAUCAAUAGUCAUAUAUUCGCCAGUGGGUUACACCAUCAGCCCUUCACCAGAAUUUGAAAGAAGGGGUUUUGCAUCUGAACCUGAAACUAUAUCAUCCACACCAGAGAUGAUCCACCAAGAAACAGAUUAUUCAGUAACUCCUACGGAUUUCCAAGGCUCUGUUUCCUCAGUUGAUUCAAAAUUAUGCCUCACACCAGAGUCUCGAAGCCUUACAUCCACACCAGAGAUCAGUCAAGAGUUUCUCACACCAGAUUCCAUGCCUACAGCUUUUUCUCCUGAACUGAGGUCUGCAACUUCUCCAAGGACUUCUCCUGAAGUUAAAACAAUGGCAUGUAGUAUCCUGUCACCAAACCCACCAUCGCCUCAGAUUCAGGAAAUAACAUACAGAGUUGUUUCACCUCAAAACCAAGUCUUGGUCCUACCACAGUAUUCUGAAGUAGAGGAAAUGAGAUUCACUGAAAGCUCACUCACACAUCCUGCAGUUGACAUGUCAAACCUUGCCAGGGACUCACCUAGCACCUCAAAACAUCAAAAUGCAUCACCAACACCAGAAAACAUGUCCAGAGCAUCCUCAACGACUUUAAGCCUUUCCAGGGAUGCAACAUCAUCCCCUGAAAUUAGAGUUCAACAUUCACCUGACAGAUUUAUUGAUGAAAUUUUUGUUCCAGAUGUUUGCACCCCUUUGGAGCCAAACAUUGAGGAGGUGGAUCUUCCAUCACUUGUGCCAGAUGACUUGUGUCUGCAUUCUAUCCAGGAAGAGCCUGAUAAAAGCUGUAGCCCUGCUCUAGAUGAAUGCAAAGACUUUGCCUAUGAAAAUACUGAAGAGAUUUUGGUCACUGAAGCUUUUGGAGAGCCUCUGUCCACUGAACCUCCUGGUCAGACAAUAAAAGAUUCAGAAGCUGUACCUUCUGGAGGUGAUUUACCUGUAAUGCAAGUACAGAAUGUGGAAGACAGUACAGAAAAUAUUGACAAUGAGAGUCUAUCAGAUUUAAUUACAAAUGAAAAUGCAAGGCCUGCAUCAAUGGUAAUGUUAACUGCACCUACAGCAGAGGAAAGGAAAAUUUUGGAAGACAAUGACAGUAGAAGUGGAAGAGGAGAUAUGUUGGUAAGAGGAUCAGGAGGUAGUGGAAAGCCACCUGUCCAUGUGCCUGCUAGACCAAGGGAAAGCCCCAAUUUUUUCCAUUGUGGCAAUGAUAGAGAGUAUGACAGACAGUCAUGCAGGAACAAGGGGUGGAGUAAAGAAAGGGUGGUGCAGGGGGAGCGUACAUCUGGGAAAGGGGAGGAGAAUCUAGUAGAGGGUAGUUACAGAGAGGAACAGGUUGAACUGUCAUUCAGGGACAGGAAUAGAAAAGGGCCUGCAAGCCACAGUGCUGCUCCCUCAAGUGGAGACCCAAAGUCUGGAAUUCCAGCUCGCUGUUAUUUUGAGUCUCCCCUGACAACUCGGCAGCAACAGAGUCAUCUCCGAGCACAGGGCGUACAAAAAGAGAACAAGAGUAGUGCCAGAAGGGUCCAAUCAGGUUUCCAGAGCAAACACAGCGGCGCUGGUUGUCCUCCUUCAGGAUGUACUGCUGAGACCUCCAGUAUGGGAAGUGAGUUUGACGAGGCAGACAAUGAGGUGAAAUGGUUCACAGACGUGGCCUUUACGAGCCUAUCCAGUCCUCAGGGGGACUACUUGGAUGUCUACAGCUCAAGCCACAGGUCAUCGACAAAUGUUUCUCAGCCAUCUACUGUGGACAGUCCCAGUGCUGCUACGUGGAUGUCCUAUGCAGAUUUGCAUGCCUCAGCAGUACAUGAAAAUGAUGACCUCCAAAGCCACACUCCACCUUUUCUACCCUAUGGUACUUUGGAUCCAUCAAGGCAUUUUGAGAUAAGUAGUUUUGAAUGUGUGGAUGUAGUAGUAGAAAACAAGGAGGAAUCCAAGAGAGGAACCAAGAGGACAGUCCCAAAACGGCAGAUCCAACUGAAGAGACGCAACAAUGAGGAAUCAAUGUCUACUGAGAAUACAGGAAAUGUUAUGGAUUUGCCGUUCCUACAGAGGCGCUCAAGAGACGUUUUUAUUCGCCAGCACAGCACCCCAGCAGUUGGGCACAAGGAUAUGUCCCAUCUAUCUGAAGGUGAAACUGAGAUUCAGGCUGAUAAGAAGAUGCUUCAGAAGUCUUCAUCAUUUGAUGAAACCUCAACCAAGACAAAAAUGGCUACCACCAUUAUCAAGAGUGUCCUUUCAAAGAAAAUGGAGACCAAAGAACCUUCAGGAAGUGAAGAAUCAAGCCCAUCUGAAGAUAAAAAGAAACACCCUGAACCUCUCGCUGUAGAACCAGGAGUAUCAGGCAACAUCGAGAGGCAUAUUGAGAGUUCUAGCCUACUUUCUGAAUGCAGUCUAUCAUCUGAUGACUACACUGGCAGAGAAGACAGAAGUCCUUAUCUUCAAAAAAAGAAGAGCUGUGCUCCCAAGGUUCCCCCCAAACCAAUCUUCAAACCUAGUUUUAUCCCAGCUUCCUUAAACUCUGGGAUAGCUGCACUUCAAGACAGAAUGCCGGGGGCUGAUCAAAUGCGGCCUAGAGUGGUUGAUCCAUUUAAAAGCAGAACACCUCCAAAGAAACAAAUUGUGCUAAACAGUGAAAAGGAGGCAGAAACUAGUGAUUUGAGAGAGAGGUCCAACCAUGACUCAGCAAAUACGACUGCCAAGAACACAACUCCUGCUGCCACCCGAGCUGCAAACACACAUAACAGAUUUGCAAACAGAGACUCUGAGUAUUGUGCAACACUGGAAACCCAUAAACAACAGGACUGCAAGAGGAUGUUCCUGUCAAAAACCUCUGAAAUCACUCUUAAGCAAUGCACCACCAAGGACAAGACUAAGUCUUCUCAGAAGGUUUCUUUCUCUCCUGCUCACUCAAUUGAUGAAUCCCAGUUAGAGGAAACACCUGAGUGGCAGACAAGAGUCAAACCAGACAGGCAGGUAGAGACUGAAAAUGAAGAAGAUGAAAAGCUCAACUCAAAACCAGUUAUGCAUAAAGUUAGGGAUGUCAGGAAGCUGGUAAAGAAUACAUAUAACCUUUCUUUUAAAGCGUCUAAUACUACUUUUCCUGUAGAAGGACCUGUAGAUGUCCCUCAAAAAGAGAAGGAAAUGCAAAAUCCUCACACCUUGCAUAUCGAGUGUAAAGCUAUCAGCACAAAGGAUAAGCAAGCAUCUGACAAAAAAGACUCCAGCAUGAAAGAAGAAACACCUCAUCCAGAUAAAUUAGGGAUGGAGGUGACUACAGAGAUUAACAUAAAAAAGAAUACUACUGAUAUAAAUGCCAAGACCUCCUUGCCAAUGGUGACGAUGGAGUCCAAGCAAAGGGUGAAAACUGUUCAAGUCUCUGAUGUGGAUAACAAACAAUGCAUAACUAAGUCCAAACCACCAGAAAAUACUGUGCAUGGUUUAGAUCUAGAAGUUCCUCCUAGACCUACAAGUAAGGAAACAUCAGCAUUGCUUUUUCUGCAGGAUGACACAUCCAGUGCUAAUUCCUGCUUGCAAAAGCCAGGAAGCCCUGCUCCAAUUCAUGGGAAGAGCAUGAGCAAUAGCCACUCUGUGUCCAUGAUACUGAAAGAAAAGGGGAUGCAAGCUGACAUAGGUGUGUGUGAAGUCCUAAAUGAAGGUAUCGGUGCAAUCCCUAAGCACAUCAACAGACUAGAGGUCCCACUACAAACUUGUGUACUGGAAGGAGCCUCAAAUGAUUCACAGAAAGACAAAAAGAUAGAUGAGAUACCUUGUGAACCAAAGAAAUCUGUUGAUGGUACCUUACAAGGAACUCAAUGUGUGUCACUGGUAAGAGGCUCUCCAAAGCCCAGGGAACUAAGAGUAAGUCCCAGUGGAACACUGACAGAUCAAACUAGCAAUCAGUUUCAUACAGCUUCAAUGCUACCUUCGAGGGAAGCAGAGAAAAUUACAACUCCUGCCACCUUAGUGCCAAAUAAAUUAUCACCUCCCCUCGCAUCAAACAAGUCAGAGAUUAGAUCAUUUUCUAGCAAUUCAAGUAAUAAAAGUAAUGCAAUGCCAGUUACUACAUCCAAAGAAAUUGAAUUACCUAUACAAGUGAGGUCAGUUUCCAGUGACAGACCAAAACCAGUGCCACUGAAGCCCAGCUAUAAACAGCCUUUUACAGAAAUGAGGUCAAUGUCAAGUGACUUGCCUAAAACAGAUAUCCCAUCAAUGUCGUCUAUUUUCAAACAGCAAACACAUUCAAAGAGUGAUGUUAAGAAGAGCGAGACAUCAUCAGUAGCAGUGGCACAGAAGGAGCAUUCAACUGAGGCUGCAUCAAACAGCAUCAAAAAGUUAUCUGUCUCAGCAGUAUCAAGCUACAAACCAUCUAUCCCAGCAACAGGUUCAAAAAAUUCUGAUUCUGAGCAGAAACCAACAGGACCCUCAGUUGCUACUUUGGCUAGACAACAGGUAUCCAUCACUUCAGUGCAAAACUCUGUAACCAGCAACCAGAACCAACUCAAUGUUACUGCUAGUGAAGAUCAAGCAGGACCAGUGAGUCCCAGUUCUUGCACAUCCAGUCACCCAGUCCUGCCAGUAGCAUCACAAAGCCAUACAUAUAUUCAGCCUUCAAAGACAGCAUCAUCAGUUACCAGUUACCAAUUACUCAAAGAUGACUUCCACUUCCAUGAAUCAGAUGAUCCACCAAGCUACGAUGAGCGAGAAAGCUUUAGCCCCCUGCUGCUUUCUGAUCUGCCCCCAAGGAGGCUCAAUCGAUACCAUCCCAGCAACAAACCAUCUUCGCACCCACAUCCUGGCAAUCCCUACCCAGGUCCACAAAACCGCACCCCACCAGCCUCAAGAGCCUCACCAGGACAGGUGAUUUCAUACCCUAGUGCUCCACCAAAAGCUCAGGUCCGUCCUCAUCAAACGAGACAAGACUGUCAGCCCUUAAAUUAUCCAUCAGUCUCACCAAAGAUUGCGAUCCCUCCUGCCCCUGCUAUGAUUCAACCUCUGAACCACUCAUAUCCCUGCCCUGCUCCAGCUGUACAGUCCUACAGUGAUGAGCAACCACCAUCUUCCACUCAGAUGCAGAUGGAGAGGCAUACUAAUCGGCGCUCACCACAAGCUGGGAGUGGUGCAGCUUACCGGGAGCAUAGCCAUUCACCCAACAUGGCUAUGGACCCUAGAUCUCAGUUUUUUGGUUCGCAUGAUUUACCACCUGCUUUUAGCCAUGAUUAUGGAAGUGAUGGUCCGGGGGGUAGUAGUGUAUUGUACCCAGAAAAUGCCAGUGGACUUGGGUAUGGGCAAGGUCCUCGUCGUGUGCUUCUAGACCCUGAAACUGGCAAGUACUUUUAUAUUGAAGUACCAGUGCAACCAUUAAGAAAAAUGCUUUUUGAUCCAGAAAUUGGGCAAUAUGUCGAAGUCCUAAUACCUCAACAGGCUAUGUCCCAUUCUGGUAUGUACCCUCCACCUGCUGCUCCGUACCCCUCACUCCAUGGUCCAGGGUUAUAUGCACCACAGUACCUCCCCUACGGUGCACCACCUCAUCCCCAGUCUGCCCAGCAACCACGACAUCCAGAGACAUCUGUCUCCACUUCACUCCAUCAAACCAGCAUGGGAUAUGGAGGCUCAGCAGGCCAGAUGCCGAAAUCAGAAGCAAAAAGCCAUCCAUCGAUGGAUCAGAGUUAUUUAGAGAGCAUGUAUUACAUUCCCAGUGGGAUUAAUGCAAGCCCUAAUUCUACCCCUUCAGACUGCUACCACAAACCAUCACCAAAUAUUCCUGCCUCUUCAGGCAGGAGAGUGUGAUCUAGCAUACUGUUAAAAUUACAUGAUCUUUGAGGAACUUUUGUUGUUUUCAGUUGUGAAGGAUCCUCUCAAUAUGCUUUCGACAGACAUGUUUCUUCUAAAAAAAAAAAAAAGUUUGUUAAUGGUUACUGCUCCUCCACAGUUUCAAACUGCUCCUCAGGGGUCUUAAGAUUUUAACAGGCACAGCCUUUGGUAAUUUUGUCAGAUAUUUACACCUUAAACACAGUUUUUUUGUUUGUUUCUAGGCUACUUGUUUACACAUACUGUAUGGAUACUGAAAUUAAUGGGACACCUGCUUAUUCAUUGUUUCUUCUGAAAUUACAUUAAAAAGAGUUUAUCCUA